ACGAAAAUCCAAUCAGAUUCUGUGACACCAUUGAAAAUCAGAAUUAGUUUGAAAUUCUGACAGCUAAGCAAUUCUGUCUUGGAUUCCACAAAACCCCUGAGCAGAAUCAAUACCAAUUGUUGAACUCUCCAGAAAUGCCCAGGAAUCCUCCAAGAACGCAUUUCUUAUAUUCAAGAGCCCUUUCGACAUUAAAUAUCAGUGCAUGGAAGGCAGUCUAUACUGAUCUGUCCUUCGUAUAUGGGUGCAGCGCCUUGAAUGCUGCUUCUAAGAGGCAGCGUUCCUAAUGUGCGCCUCCAAGGUUUUCUCUAACGUUUUUAGCAGGAAGGAAGUUAAGCUUACAGGCAUAAACACUAUUUAGUAGGUUGACUAGGUAUGAAAACUAUCCAAGCCUUCUCCAUGAGUGUGGCACAUAGCUGAACUUCAAGCAUCCCCUAAAAAUCGCCUUUACCAUGGCACCGAUGGACAUAGUAUAUUCUGAAACCUGGCUGGAAUGAUUCCGUCCGUACCAAGAGAUUUUUAUGUACUUCUCCCUUUGUAGCUAGGGCUUAUCGCAUACUUACACCCUGGAAACUGCACACUAGGUCUUUUCUACUGAGUCUUGGCAGUUUUUCGCUCACUCUCCGCCACUUUUGCGAAUUAGACCAGGAAAGGUGGGGCUUUGGGAUAUUAAUUUUUCUAAGUUUCGCCAACUUCUCGGUCUUUUCAAUUUCACUGCAAAAAUUUUCUUAAGAUUUUCGCUUUAUUCUGCGACCAAAUUCUUCCAGUCCCUUAUAUAGUCCUCGCUUUCUGCUAGCUUGGCGCAGUUAUAGCAUUACCGUACUUUGCGUCUGCAAGACCCAAGCUCCUUGUUCCACUAAGAGGGCUUCGUUUUGUGAUUGAAUCGCAGUGUAGGCAUGCGUAGUGAAAAGAUGUAUUUAGGACAUUCGUAAAUACAUUCACGUAUUUUUCAAGUGAGGUCUAAGUCUCUUGCCAAAUAGUGUCUGCCUGUAGAGAUUCCUGUUUGUAUUCCUGGAAUUUCUCCUAACCUCGUUUUUGAUCUUUGUCUCCGAUCAAAUGGAGAAGUAGAUUUAUCUACGGCUAGAGAAUGACGGUGUGUUUAGCAUCCUCCAGUUUCCUACCAAUGCUACUUAGUUAGCAUCGGCGCCCACCACCAUCGUCUGCUUCCUCUGUCCGAUGUAGUCCCCAGCCUUUGGAGCUCGCCUUCCACCGCCGUUUGGACCGAUAUCACGGGUACCUAAUAAGCAUUGGCCGUUGUAUUUCCCAUUGACAUACUUCUGAGGAUGCAUAUAAGGCAGUCCAACAUAAGGGGAUGAAUGGGAAAAUACGUCAGCCUUCGCAAGGAGCCGCCUGUCUGCAAUGUAAUGACUCUGACAGGAUCCAGCUUGAUAUCAUGACAUUGUAAGCAGUCACACUCAUUGCCUAGUCGAUAUCUGCGCGGUGAAUACAGCUUUGAGGAAUUUUUGCCGACCCAACUUUACUUCUUUUUGUGUAUGGUAUGUGAGGUAUCUUAAUGAAAUUCAAAGAGUAUACGUUUCUGUGAAUAAUAUGCAGUAAUCCUAAAAAUAGAUAACACCGGGUCACUACUAUAAUCCAUACCCACAUCCCGUAUACAAAGGAUGUUCAAACUUUUGGUUGGCCUUAUGCCGUAUAUGUCUGUAUAUCGGUCAAUAAAUAAGAUAUCUGGGCAAAACUAACUGAACUUUUAAUAUUGGAUAUACUUUAGUUUAAUGCCGAAAUAUCUCAGUGAUUGAUCAACUAAUACAAAAUCGGGAAUGAAAACUUAAUUAUUGUACCUAAAUAUCGCUAUUUUCAUGUGCAGUUUUUCUAACCAGAUUAAAAGUGUUACAUUAUUCAUAUUGAAAAUUCAUAGGAUUUCAUGGAACAUUUAUAUUUCUUGAAUAAUAAAGACCUAUAGCGUUUUGUCCCAGUAAUUGAUCAUACUGUCAGUGACGUAGCUAGGUAAUAGGGCCCUGGGGCAAAUUAAAAAAUGGGGCUCCACUGCUAUGUAAACUGAUUAGAUUUUUUCAAAAAAAAAAUAUAAAAUAUACAAAUAUUUAAAAAAUGCUAAGCUACUUAAGCUCUUUUUUGUGCACAGCACAACAUAAAUUACAAAUAAGACUUGGCGUAGGUUUGGCUGAUAAAACGAGAACAUUCAAGGGUUUAUUAUAUUGGUAGUCUUUUCGUAUUUUGUCAAUAUAUGUCGUUGCGGACGUAUGUAUAUCUCCAGUGCUAGCAAUCACAUUGUGUCAUACUAUAUAAUGUUAGAAAGAUGACAUUUUUAGCUUCAUUUAACCAAAAAUUAAAUUCGGGGAAGUUGAAAAAAAGCUACAGCUGUACAAAAAUGACUGAAAAUUGUGAAGAAAUUCGCUAUAUUUUGAAAUUUUUCUGUACAAAAGGGAAGAAUGCCACGCAAACUACCAAUGAAAUUUGUGAAGUUUACGGUUCGCUCGCUUCCGUUCUGGAAAUUUCGAUUUACACUGACGGAAUAAUGUAGGGAAAAUGGCAAAAAGUGGUCCACCAAAAUGGUGCAUGUAAGUAUGUUUAUUUAGUAUAAAUAUAAAAAUACGAAAAGAUUUUUCCAAUGUAAAGGUCGAGUCUACCGACUGACUUAAUAACAAUUAUAUUUACAAUUUUUUCCUACCUUUAGUUUUCCAGGAACAAUGAGUUUAGUUCGAUCGAGAUUUUUGGUAGGGAUUCGAGGGUCCGCGACUGCAUACCAUGUCUUAUUAAUUGAUCCGCAUGCAUAACUAGUAUAAUCAGUAACAAUAUCAUUAUUGCAGUUAGUUGCAACAAGUUUGGAGGAAUUCUGGGUAUUCAGUAAUGUAGUUUAUGAGAAGCGACGCUUGGAACUUUGAUGAACUAAUGUAUACAUGGCUGACUUCAUAAACGCAGUUUGCAAUGCAACAUUGAAAUGCCUAGUGUUCAUAAACGUCAUUAGCAUAUUUUUGGCAUUGCCGUGUGUUCACUAUCGCCUGGCAACCCUUUCUGAUGCGCAACAGUUGUCAAAUUUGUGCAUCUGUUUUAUUUUGGAUGCUUUUUGGAUUUUUGCGGUAAUUGAAAUGGCUGAGACAUCUGAAAAGAAGUGGAGCCAUGAAAGGAAAAAGCUCCUUUUGGAAGUGCGUCUACGCCAUGAACCGGAUUUUUGUGCCAAAAAAAAGAAAAGGAGUGCUAUUUGGGAGCAAAUAAUACGGGAGAUUGAGAGAUGUUUUAUAAAUCUAAUGGGCACAUACAAAAGAAUUAAGAAACGCAAUAACACAUCUGGCGAGAGUUCCACGAACUGGGAGUUUUUCGAUGUCAUGGAUGAGGUGUUUGGCAGCCGUAGUAGCGUUCAGGUGCCCAGUGAAAUGCUUGAAUAUUCUCUACAAUCCUUGGUGGAAGAUUUGACAAGCGAUAGCCCGUUGACACCCACCGAUUCCCACGCGCCAAUGAACUUAGAUGCUACACCUUCAGGAAACACUACUCAAAGGUUUGCUAUAAAACGAAAACGAUGCGAAGUUCUGGAGUUUUUAAGUAAAGAGUCUGAGGCAGAUGCCAAAGUGAUGAAAAAACUCUUGGACAUCGAAGCAGAAAAAAUUGCGGUGGAGAAGGAGGAAGUAGCUGAGCUGAAGGAAAUCCGUGCCUUAUUUCAGAGAAUUGUAGACAGGUCUCAAUAAGUUUUCCAUUUCUUGUUCACCUUAACAGAUUAAAAUCUUUUUAGAUAAAUACAAACAAAAUAGAAUACAAACAAAAUACAUAUGUAUUUAUUGUUGUAAUUGAUCUCAUGAAAAAGCGAUAUAAUAAAAAAGUAUUAUUUAUAAAAAGUA
Molecule: messenger RNA, 3803 nt
Organism: Bactrocera dorsalis (oriental fruit fly)
Lineage: Eukaryota; Metazoa; Arthropoda; Insecta; Diptera; Tephritidae
Exons: 2
Coding region: 2871-3653 (260 amino acids)
Source: RefSeq, a predicted model, not a curated record